This is a messenger RNA of Caenorhabditis auriculariae, 1101 nucleotides long. The record is from the annotation of a GenBank genome assembly. Lineage: Eukaryota; Metazoa; Nematoda; Chromadorea; Rhabditida; Rhabditidae.
AUGAAUAACUUGACGACGAAUCUGUGCUGUGAAGACGCCGCCAAGCUGCGCGACGUCGGAGACGUCAGCGGUAAACAAGGUCAACAACUAGCAGUCUGGAGGAAUAAAGAGGACAAUGCAGGGCAUGGUCCUUGAACGCAUCCAUUUAGGCCCGCUAACCAUGCCUCUUAAUCGCGCGUUGCUCGUCUUUUUGUGCCAGCCCCAGGUUUUUCACACCUUGGCUGGUUAUUGUGACUCAUUUCCUUUUUUUUGGUGGUUUUUAAACUAGAACAAAGAAUAAAGUGAAGGCUUGGAUUGGAGCGAAAAAUUCUGCAAACUUUAUGUGCAGAGUUAUUUUAAAAAACAGAACUCAGAGUAGAAACGAAAAAUCGUACAGAUUGAGAUUUUUUUUAUUUAAUACACCAAUGAUUCGUGUUUCAGAAAAUUAAACAAGAACUCUUGAUAACCCAACUAACAAAGCUCAAAUCAAAGCAUAAAGGGUGUUAAUUAUUCCAGUGUUGUUUGAACAUUUUGAAAAAAAAUGUUAUAAAGAUGCACUCCGAAGUUCUACCUUCCCACUCAAACUUCCAAUUUUUGCGUUGAGAAGCUAAAAAAGUUUUGCUUUCCAUCUGAUGAAACUGUAGCUCAAAGGAGGAGCAGCUUCAAAAAUUGCUUUUUUGCAACUGAACUUUUGGCUAGGCGUUUAUAUUGUUUUCUCUUAAACUCGUAGCAAUUUGCAAAGUUUGAACUAAAACUACCUUUUCUUCCAAAACUUCACAUUAAUCUCAGAAAAUAAUUCUAGGUCAUUUUGUGGAUGCAAUUCAUAAAAUGGCAAGAACGACAAAAAUGUUCCUUUUUUGUUGAUUUCGCAACAAGGUUAUAAAACAAAUAUUCUCAUUCAUGAUCUUCACACCUUCCUGUAUGGAAAUAAGCUAAAAAUAAAAUGAACCAAUGCAUUGCGUUGGCGAGAGAGCUGACUCCAGGAUAGACGCACUGUGUGUUCAACUGCGGUCAGCGGAUGAGAACCAUUGGGCAUCUCUACUGAACAGUCGACCUCUGUUUGCAGCUCUCAAAUCCGUCGUCCGGGCGACUAGCCACUAUGAAGUGUGCUGUCAUUCAUAG